Molecule: messenger RNA, 2370 nt
Organism: Tribolium castaneum (red flour beetle)
Lineage: Eukaryota; Metazoa; Arthropoda; Insecta; Coleoptera; Tenebrionidae
Product: dystrophin
Exons: 8
Coding region: 549-2273 (574 amino acids)
Biological process (GO): synaptic signaling
Cellular component (GO): plasma membrane
Molecular function (GO): zinc ion binding; protein binding
Source: RefSeq, a predicted model, not a curated record
UUUUUUUAUUAAACGUUUUAGAAUAUUUUAGGAAUUGGCAAUUUCGACAAAUUUUAACGCAAAAAACGGUAACUACCGUUAAAGUAUUUUUUGGCAGUUUUACCAGAUGCUACCAUAAAACUUUAAUUCCUGACAGCUUUGAAAAGUUAAGCCUCUCGUCUGCUCAGGUGUUCAUUUGAAUACCUUACUGGCAAUAUUAUACUCACAAAAUAGAAAAAGGUACCUAGGAAUGCUUGAUAUCAGCUUUCCGGCCCCCUUCCCUCGCUGCGCCACUGGUUCUCCAAUCACGUAGCCCCGACAAGGAAGACAUCCCAAUCUUAAGGAAACAGGUGCAACAAAGACGACAAGUGUAAACAACCAAAAAACCGUUGAAGAACUUUAAUUCCAUCCGAGCUCAAGUUUUGCGAUGAAACCGCGAGAUUUUCGAUAAAAAAAGUGAAAAACCGUCUGUUCUAAUUCCAUUUUUCUUUUAAUUGUCCACUUAAUUGGACAGCAAGUCGGCAUACAAUACCAUAACCCACAAGACCACCUGUUGGUUCAUCGGCAAGAUGCAAACGACUUGGAAGAAAUUAGAAAACGAGAACGGCUUUCCUUUCUAUUUCAACGAAAGUACCAAACAAAAGCAGUGGGACCAUCCGAAAUUCAUUGAACUCAAACACACAAUAGACGAUUGGAAUUAUGUAAAGUAUUCCAAAUAUCGGGUCGGGCUCAAAUUUCGAGCCUUACAAAAGGCCCUAUUCAUGGAGGAAGUGACCCUGAGUACCGUCAUGGGCGUUUUUGCCAAACAUAAACUUGGCAUGAAUGAAAGUUCGCUGUGUUUGGAAAGCUACGACUUGGAGGCGGUUUUAUACGACAUUUUUUUCGCUGCCAAUAAACGAAACAACAGGAACAUAGACGUAGAUUUUGCCGUUGAGUUAAUGCUAAACUUUCUUUACAAUAUUUACGACAAGGAAAGACAAGCAAAAAUCCAGGUUUCUUCAACAAAACUAGCUCUAGCACUAUUAAGUGACUGCGAAUUAUCCGAACUGUAUAAUUUUAUUUUUUCGCUAUGUGCCGACCAUAAUAAUUGCGUGACAAGACUCCGACUGCAGUCACUCUUAACUAAAUUGGUUGAAAUCAUGGUUUUUAUGCACGAGGAUGUUAGUUUUGGCCAGCAUUUAAUCAAUUCAACAAUCGAGCACUGCUUUAGUAACUCUCCAGGCUUGGUUGGAUUAAGUGAAAAUAACUUUAUAACAUGGCUCGAGGCUCCGCCACAGCUAUUUUCCUGGAUUUCCAUUCUUUUAAGGAUAAAGUCGAGCGAAAUGGUGGUACACAGUGUCAAAUGUUCAACUUGCAAGACAAGUCCUUUGGUUGGCCUAAUGUAUCGUUGCAUGAAAUGUUCAAAGUACACACAAUGCCAGAAAUGUUUUCUAAGUGGGAAAGUAAAUAAUUCCCACAAAUUGUCCCAUUCCAUGCAUGAGUAUUGCACGGCAGAGGGGAUUCACCGAGAAUUUUCAUUUCGAUUCAUUAAAAAAUUGUGCGGUUUGAUGCCGUGCUCUGUGAAAUUGAAUGAAACGGAUCGGGGGAUAGUGGAGACAAAAGCAAUAAGUUCGGAAAAAGAUUUUUUAUUGAAACCAAGUGAUGAUUUUUAUUCAAAUAUCGGGACCCUAAGUUCGCCUCACACGCAGUUACAGUUAAUAAUCAGACAGUUGGAGAUACAAAAUAGGGAAUUGCACCGAAUUCUAGUAUUCGGGACUCACAACGAGAAAGAAAUUCGGAAAUAUCUCGAGGAACACAAAGUUGAAGUGGCGACGCAAAUCCACAAGUUGAAAAUAUUGAAAGAAUAUUUACACGUGGCCCCUCCACAAAAAACCGUCCAUGAGUCGACCCCAAUGGUGGGAGUCGUCAAAUACCCCAAAAGAGACUUGGAGUCUGCUCUGAGUCCAAUAAUCCAGUCGAGUCAGACCCUAUUUGUUGAAAACCCGACUGAGAUGACUCAAGACUCGCUCCCUUACUCGGUUAAUGACAUAAGCACGUGGAUUAAGGACCAGCCCACGAGUUCAAAGGGCGAAGGUCAAGUGCUUGGGUCCAAAUCGCCGGUCAGGGAGUUGCAUAAUGAUCUCGAUGACGCUUUAGCCAAAUUGCAGCAGAUUUUGGCGAAUAAUUUCACGCUAGAUGAAUCGUUGGGUGCUAUCGAUAAUAAUCAUUUGAAACAUGCGGUGUCCGAAGUUGAGGGCAUGCUGACGUCGUUUAUUGAUAAUGUUGAGAGUAGUAGAGCGAGUUCCGUCCAAUAAGAAGAUACAGACUGAAGUGGCAAUUUUUUGACCAAAUAUAUAGUGUUUUGCAAUAUUUUUAAUAAUACGAUGAGUAAAAAUAAAUAUUUUAUUUAAU